Molecule: messenger RNA, 1611 nt
Organism: Bactrocera tryoni
Lineage: Eukaryota; Metazoa; Arthropoda; Insecta; Diptera; Tephritidae
Gene: RhoGDI
Product: rho GDP-dissociation inhibitor 1
Exons: 6
Coding region: 191-799 (202 amino acids)
Biological process (GO): Rho protein signal transduction
Cellular component (GO): cytoplasm; cytosol; membrane
Molecular function (GO): protein binding; Rho GDP-dissociation inhibitor activity
Source: RefSeq, a predicted model, not a curated record
UACUCACUUCUUUUCGUCAUUUAUUAAUACAUCCAUUCGUAGUCCUCGAAAAGAUUUAGCUGUUUUAAGGAAGUUAUACUUUCAUUUCAAAUUAUUUAUAUGCUUGUUUAAAAUCGCCAAACAAAAAUUUAAGUAAUUUAUUCGCUCUUGUAAAAAAAUUAAUACUUUCAAGAGUAAGUAUAUUAAGAAUAUGUCAGCAGAGUCGCACGCCGAACACGGUAUUCAUGAUGAGGACAUACACGACAGCACGUACCAGCCACCGCCGGAAAAAACUAUUGAGGAAAUAAUGGCUGUAGAUCAAGAGGAUGAGAGUUUACGUCGCUACAAAGAGGCUUUGUUGGGGCCUGCACAGGCUGAAAAAAUUAUUGUCGAUUCCAAUGAUCAACGCAAAGUGAUCGUGAAGAAAUUGGCUUUGGUAGUUGAGGGGAGAGAUGAUAUGGAACUUGAUUUAACAGGUGAUCUAAGUCAACUAAAGAAACAGGUAUUCGUCAUUAAAGAAGGAGUUCACUAUAAAGUGCGUAUAGACUUUAUUGUGCAAAGAGAGAUUGUUCAUGGCCUUAAAUACGUACAAAAGACUUAUAGAUUGGGUGUACCAGUUGUUGUUGAUAAAAUGACUCAUAUGGUUGGCUCAUAUCCACCGAAAAAAGAAAUUCAAUUCUAUUUAACACCAUCUGAAGAAGCACCAGCAGGCCUGAUGGCACGUGGUACGUAUUCAGUUGCAUCGUUAUUCACCGACGACGAUAAGCACAUACACUUGAAAUGGGAUUGGACUUUCGAAAUAAAAAAAGAUUGGGAAUAAAGAAGUGCCAAAAUGAUCAGAAGCUAUCACAACUCUUAUAAUAUUAACAGUUUUUAGCUGGAGCGCUCUGCUAACUUGAUCUAAAGCAAUUUUUACGACAUCCGUAAGAACUGAAUCGUUUUGCUUCCUUUAAUUUAAGAAAAUACUAAAGUAUUCUAAAUUGUGUAUUUAAGCAAUGGCAGUCGCCAGUUUUGAUGUAUGUAUAGCAUUUCAAAAUUUUAUUUCUUUACUUUAAUAAACAAAAUGUGUUUUUUUUGAGUUGUGUACACAUAAGAUCAUAUUUUAUUUAACUUUGAUACCUCAUGUAAUAUUUCACUAUAAUAUAAAUAUGUGGAAAACGUAUUCCACCUUUUUCCUCAAUUAUAUCAAAAAACAUAGUCACAAGUCGGAAUUCUCUUUUGCCUUUGAAUAAAUUGUGUAAAAUAAAUAAAUAUUAUAUUUCUUACCAGUUUGCAAAUUUGUAGAAUUAUUUUGGAGUAUUAAUUAUUUGGGGUAUGUUCAUUGUUGAAUAAUAGUUAAAAGUAAAGCCGACACAAAAAUAUAUAAAAACAUACUUGCAUUAAUAUAUGUAUAAUACUGCAAAGGUUAUUUAUUAACAAAAUUAGCAUUAACUAUGAAAAAAUACCUAUGAGAGGAGCACCCUGCAGAGCUCCCAUGAUCAAAACAAAAGUAUUAGUAAUCAAAAUAAAGGAAAAGAAAUUAUUCUAAAGGAAAUAUUAAAGCGAUACCAAAUUUACUUUAUAUUUGGAAUAUUGUACAAAGUGUAAUCAGCAUAAGCAAUUUGGAAAUACAGAAUAAUUGUAAUUGACAAA